UCUCGCGGAAAUAUUAAUUAGCCAAGGAGGCGUAUGAAUAUCAACCUAAUCCAUUUAAAUAGGGAAACCGUGAUCGACUGAGACUGUGCGAGAUCGGCGGCGAGGGAGUUCGUUGGUGUGAUCGAAAUCGCAUACUGUUAUUCCUGUUCUGCUGCGAUCGGAGUCGGUAAAGAGGAAGCGAACGAUAAGAAGAGGCAGAUUAGAAGAGAGAGGCGAAGCAAUGGAGGGCGAAGAAAGAGGAGGAUGGGCGCACCCCUACGUGCCCAAGGAUCUGGAGUUGCCGGGCUACGUACCCUGCUUCCUCUCUCAGAUGGAUAUCGUCAUCCCCUACCUCGGCAGCACCGUGCUUCUCGUCUCCCUCGUCUGGUUCUUCUCCGGGCGAUCAAAGUUGACAAAGAUUGAUAGGUUGCUUAUGUGCUGGUGGGCAUUCACGGGACUGACACAUCUAAUUGUUGAGGGUUACUUUGUUUUCUCUCCUGACUUCUACAAGGAAAAAACUCCACAUUAUUUAGCUGAACUUUGGAAGGAAUAUAGCAAAGGAGACUCGAGAUACGUAGGAAGAGAUACAGGAAUUCUCACUAUUGAAAUAAUCACUGCCGUUUUAGAGGGUCCUGCCAGUCUUCUUGCAGUGUACGCAAUUGCUACAAGAAAACCCUACAGCUACAUUCUUCAGUUUACAGUUUCUCUUGGACAUCUCUAUGGCUGCCUUUUUUACUUCAUUGCUGCUUUUCUGGAGGGAGACAAUUUCGCAACUAGCCCGGCCUAUUAUUGGGCAUACUACGUGGGGGCAAACGUCUGGUGGGUUGUCAUACCGCUGCUUAUCGCAACGAGGGUUUGGAAGAAGAUAACCACAGCGACUCAAGCAGGGAAGAAGUUAAAAGCUGUAUGAAGAAGUUUCUAAAUCAUGCAAUACUUUUGUGUUGUGGCAUUGUCUUUAUGGAACUUGAGACUUGUUAUGAUGCCUUUGAUUCCCAAUUUUGGAUAGAUGUCGAAUAAAAGAGUUAUUCCUUUCGGAAUA
Messenger RNA from Zingiber officinale, 1018 nucleotides. RefSeq names its product probable 3-beta-hydroxysteroid-Delta(8),Delta(7)-isomerase. NCBI's taxonomy places the organism in Eukaryota, Viridiplantae, Streptophyta, Magnoliopsida, Zingiberales, Zingiberaceae. The transcript has 4 exons. Gene Ontology annotation, molecular function: C-8 sterol isomerase activity; cholestenol delta-isomerase activity; steroid Delta-isomerase activity. The record is from RefSeq and is a predicted model, not a curated record. Gene Ontology annotation, biological process: sterol biosynthetic process. Gene Ontology annotation, cellular component: membrane; endoplasmic reticulum. The coding region runs from base 221 to 889 and encodes 222 amino acids.